Messenger RNA from Perognathus longimembris pacificus (Pacific pocket mouse), 847 nucleotides. RefSeq names its product polyadenylate-binding protein 1-like 2. NCBI's taxonomy places the organism in Eukaryota, Metazoa, Chordata, Mammalia, Rodentia, Heteromyidae. The coding region runs from base 28 to 630 and encodes 200 amino acids. Gene Ontology annotation, cellular component: nucleus; cytosol; cytoplasmic stress granule. The record is from RefSeq and is a predicted model, not a curated record. The transcript has a single exon. Gene Ontology annotation, molecular function: poly(A) binding; poly(U) RNA binding; mRNA 3'-UTR binding.
GACAGCGACGGGAACCCAGACUUUCCCAUGGCCUCGCUGUACGUGGGCGACCUGCACCCCGAGGUGACCGAGGCGAUGCUGUACGAGAAGUUCAGCCCGGCGGGGCCCAUCCUGUCCAUCCGCAUUUGCAGGGACAAGAUCACCCGCCGCUCGCUGGGCUACGCCUAUGUCAACUACCAGCAGCCGGUGGACGCCAAGCGGGCCCUGGAGACACUCAACUUCGACGUCAUCAAAGGCCGGCCGGUGCGCAUCAUGUGGUCCCAGCGGGACCCCUCGCUCCGCAAGAGCGGGGUGGGCAAUGUCUUCAUCAAGAACCUGGGCAAGACCAUCGACAACAAGGCGCUCUACAACAUCUUCUCGGCCUUCGGCAACAUCCUGUCCUGCAAGGUGGCCUGCGACGAGAAGGGCCCCAAGGGCUACGGCUUCGUGCACUUCCAGAAGCAGGAGUCGGCCGACCGCGCCAUCGACGCCAUGAACGGCAUCUUCCUCAACUACCGCAAGAUCUUCGUGGGCCGCUUCAAGUCGCACAGAGAGAGAGAGGCCGAGAGGGGCGCCUGGGCCAGGCAGUCCACCAGCGCUGACGUCAGGGAUUUCGAGGAGGACACCGACGAGGAGGCCACCUUUCGAUGAACACAUCCCAGGAGCCAGCCCCUAGAGCCGAGCCCUGGCUCCCACCCGGUUUACAACACCCCCGCACCUUCCCCCCAACCCACCAGCAGUGUAUUGUAUUGAGAGUGCAGGUCUCUCUCUGCCACCCCUUUCCUUUCCCCUUCCCCUUCCCCUUCCCUUUCCCCUUCCUGCUCCCUUUCCCCCUCCCCCUGCCCCCCUGGCCUGCCUUUCUCCCCCC